This is a messenger RNA of Microdochium trichocladiopsis, 1286 nucleotides long. RefSeq names its product hinge domain of cleavage stimulation factor subunit 2-domain-containing protein. The transcript has 3 exons. Gene Ontology annotation, cellular component: mRNA cleavage and polyadenylation specificity factor complex. NCBI's taxonomy places the organism in Eukaryota, Fungi, Ascomycota, Sordariomycetes, Xylariales, Microdochiaceae. Gene Ontology annotation, biological process: mRNA 3'-end processing. Gene Ontology annotation, molecular function: mRNA binding. The coding region runs from base 245 to 1138 and encodes 297 amino acids. The record is from RefSeq and is a predicted model, not a curated record.
CGAGGGUCGAAGCUCCAGAGACCAGUCGCCCUAGCGUUUUGAGCCUCAAAUUGUUCCAUUGCAGCGAAACUACGGAGCAACAACACACUACGGCGCAUUCAAAUUGCCUUCACGAUUCUUCUAGAUACAACCUUGGACGCCGCAACUGUCAACUCUCGUAGGCAUCCGAAUCACGACACAUUGCCCUGGGACAUCUGCAUCACACACCUCUGCAAACCACCCCAGUCGGCUGGGCAGUCUCGUCAUGUCGAAUAAGGCACCAUCGCGCGUGGUGUUUGUGGGCAACAUCCCAUAUGGCCUCUCAGAGGAACAGAUCAGCGACAUCUUCAGCACAGCGGGCAAGGUGCUGAACUUCAGACUCGUCUACGACCGCGAAACGGGCCGCCCCAAGGGGUUUGGAUUUGCCGAGUAUCCAGAUGCCGACUCUGCCGCUUCUGCCGUUCGCAAUCUGAACGACUACGAAAUCAUGGGCCGGAAACUGCGAGUCGACUACAGCAGCGAAGGAAAGGCCGAGGAGGAGGACGGCCCAAUGCCAUCGAGACCAGCGCCGACCGCCAACUUCUCACAACCCGCCAACGGUACUUCACACACAGCCAACCCUGCGGGCAGCCUGCCGCCGUUACCGCCUGGAAAGGAGCUGCCCCCAGGUGUCACCGCGACCGAUGCGAUCUCCCGAACUCUCAACACGCUGCCUCCCGCACAGCUGCUCGACAUAUUAUCACAGAUGAAAUCGCUGGCGAGCACAGAUGCGGCGAGGGCGACAGAGCUGCUGGCGCAGGCGCCGCAGUUGUCCUACGCGAUAUUCCAGGCACUUCUGCUCAUGGGGCUGGUCUCGCCAGAGGCCAUCUCCUCUGUGGUAGACACGAGUGCCGCGCCUCCACAGAUGCCGCCGGCAGUCCCGCCAGUGGGUUACCCGGUGCCGCCAGUGCCUGGCUAUCCUGCGGUGCCCACUGGCACACCGCCGGUGGCUCCCCCUUACGCGCCUCCAGUGGCCCCGGCCCCUCCGCCGGCUGGCGAUCAGGAUGCGCUCGUGAAGCAGGUCCUCAGCCUGCCACAGGAGGUUAUUGACCAGCUGCCCGAGGCUGAGAGGCAGCAGAUCAUGACGCUGCGGGCGACGCUCAUGGCGCAGAUGAGAUGAGGGGGUUUAUCAGUGGAAGGGCAGGAAUUGCGUGUUUUCGUAGCGAUUAUGGCUCAGUGCCUCAUACCCAAUAUCAGAUCGUGGCCAAUUGAGUAGCCAUCCGGAAUUUAUACAGAAGUCUCAUUCUUGCAGGUGGACACGUGAAAAU